Molecule: messenger RNA, 10564 nt
Organism: Folsomia candida
Lineage: Eukaryota; Metazoa; Arthropoda; Collembola; Entomobryomorpha; Isotomidae
Exons: 5
Coding region: 49-1275 (408 amino acids)
Molecular function (GO): nucleotidyltransferase activity
Source: RefSeq, a predicted model, not a curated record
UUUACAAGUUUCAAGUGUACCGUUCUGAAGAGUUAAUUUCUGAUAUAGAUGGUAAACGACUCAAAGGACCUCGUCUUAGUGAAUCCUUCCGUAGAUAUAAAUUCUGUCAUUUUUAUGUACUGCCCAGAGGACUUAAGAAUGCUGCUCAGAAACUCCAAACAUGAGCCAUCGUUUUUAAAUCUUGUGAAUGAGGGUAAUAUGGAGAUUCAACGGAGACUCUUUUUUUCUGGACAAGUUUGGCUUCAUUCGUUCUCAAUUCCAGAUUUAUGUGAAAUAUUUGGUGACUCGAAGCUCAUACUUCGUCCUUUAAGAUUCAUGAGCGGAAAUCCAAUUCUUGACGAGCAUCAUGUAAAAACAAUGAUAAACAAGGUUGAGGAAUUUGGCAGAAAAAUCUUUAGCCAAAAGCUAACAGUCAACAACAACUACGUUGAAGACAAAGUCCUUAUAGAUACCUCAUUUGUUCAUAUAGCUUCCCCUUCAUUCAGAAACAACCUAAAUUGUGAGAAUACUUUCCAAUUCUUACCAUUGGAAGAAUUUUGCCAAAGAAAGUCUCGGAUAAUUCAGUAUGUUCGUUCUUAUAUGGCGAAGACGCUUGGGGUGAGAGAGUCCAGCAAGUACUUUGUGAUUAUUUACGGGUCCUAUGCAUAUUCCUUGGUCCGGGAGGGCUCGGAUGUGGACAUUUUUGUGGCGGUGGAAGACUCCAUUUACUCCACGCAGUUGAACGAUGAAAUUGUCUCGUUUAUCGACGAACUUCAUACCCACCAUGGAUUAACUAAAGAAGAUGAAGUCCCACCUGAGGUGAAAUCCUUGCUAAAAUUUUCUUUUCUUGAGGAAGCAUGCAGUGGAGUAGGAAUACGCAAUGGAAAUGGCGAAUGGAAAUUUCCCGACAUAGUGAAAUGCAAUACUCUACUUUCAUCUAAAUCAUUCCUUUUGAGAUUUUUUCUGGGUGUUCUGGCUAACUCGGGAAUAUUUGUUUGCGGAAACCAUGCAAAAUAUCUUGAGUUCAGGACUACUGCAAUACAGACACUGAUAAGAGCAGUCUCGAGUGUCUUUGAAAGAAAGAAGGUUUCCAGCAUCAGUUUGGCUAAAGAUUUUUGCACAAAUUUAAACGGGGAAUUUGGCGACUUAUUCCUAGGAUUUGCUUAUAAACAGCCAUUCAUAUCAUACUUGGAAGAAUUGCUUGAAGAAAAUUUGAGCAAGAUGGAUUUGGACGUAGAGUAUUGUGAUAGUGAAGGGCUGGUUUACAGCAUGUCAUGUCAGAGUAAAAUCCCAUAAAGAUAUCGUACAUCGAUACAAUUUAAAUCAAAAAUUGAUUGGGGUUAGGUUAGGUUGGGUUUAUUUUAAAUACAAGUACUUAUUUAUAAACAUUGAAGUUUAUUUAAAAAUUACCUGCUGACGAUUCCCGUCGUCGUAAGAACUAGCAAUUUGAGGUGGAAUUUGAGGUGCAGGUAACGGGCUGUCCGCUAAGAUAAAAUCCACAGUGCAGGAUACAUAUAGCCCGAGUCAGGGUAAAUCUUACAGCUAGUGUUCAACUUACCGCGUGACGUAAAUGUUACCGAUAGAGGAAAAUAUUUGAAUAUUUCAUGUUAUUAAUAAUAAUUAAUUAAUUGGGAUUUGUUAUUAUGGUUGUAGUGGUGGUACUUAGAGAAAUAUAAACUUGGCCACGUGAUGCAAAAUAUAGUUUAGAUAACUAAAACGAAAAAAUAACUUUUGGUUGGAUUUUGCGUUCAUGUACAUAUUUACUUGUUUUCAAGUUUUUAAGUACACAUCCUCACCUAUGUAUGUUUUUAAAUCUUUUUAUUUAGAAGGAUAUAUGAAUUACGGAAAACUUAAAAAUAAAAAAAACAAUUUUUUACAAUUCAUUUUCUUUGGUUGGUUAGUCCCGUCGUGGACCAACCAAAAGGAAACCCUGUGAUUCACAGGGUUACCUGCUAGGUGCAAUAAAGUAGAGUCCUUUACCACAAAUCUUUCCUGGCUUGAAUUCUACCCCAAAUAUAACCACGAUCGAGAUAUCGUCUCUCCACUCGUGGUCCUUUAAUGUCAUUAAUGUCACCGUCCUAAUCGUCGGGGCAUAUAUGACCGGAACAUAUCGGUUUUUCCAGAAAAUGCAAAAAAAUCUCCAUUCCAUUUCCGCCGCAGGAAACGAAGUAGCAGAAAGCCAAUCUAUUUGGAAUCAACAAUAAGAAUUCGGUACGUCACGUAACGUUACUCACGUGCAAUUCGAAACUAUACAGAAGCUUCACAACGUUUUGUUUUGACUGCUCAGGAAUCAGGAUGAAUGUAGAAUGUGCAAAACUUCUAUGAGCGUCGCGUGUAAAAUGUAAAUAAUUUACGCGAAAUUGGUCAUCUUCAAUCCUAAUUUUUGCAAAAACUGUAAUGGUACAAAUCUCAUAGAAUUUAAAGUCCAGUACCAUCUUAUCAUGUUGAUUGUUUGCAUCAAAAAAUUCUGGUCGCCCUGAAACCGUAUAAAUAAGACUGGUCGGAUUGUUCAUGUGGAUUAUCAUUGCGUUGAAAACUUGAGGACACCGAGGUUAGUAGGAAACGUACGAGAAAAGCUUUUAAAAACAUUGCAGUUUGAACAUAAAAUAUAACUUAUUAAUUCCUAAUAUUAAGCCCAAUGCAAAAAGCCUAUCUGUCUUCAUGUUUUCAAAUUUCAGUAAAGAUUUAUGAUUUUUAUUACCCCGAAAAACUUAUAUUCAGCCACCCUAGGAAUAUUAUUUGGUGGCUGAUUUUCUUAGGUUAUGCAUUUGCUUUCUCAAGGAAUUAUUUAUAUUUUCUGCGAAGCUUUCCGUUAUCUAAAGGGUGUUGAUUUAAUUCGAUCACCUACAUUUUCCUGCGAGCGCGAGAGACAAAAUCAGCUGUAAUUAAUGAUCCCGUUAAUAUUUUUUUGUGAAAUUUUAACCAUGAGUGAAUCAAGGAGUCAGGUCACUCGUGAACAUCUUAGAGUUCAGAUACAAACACUGCAUAAGCAAAAAUUAAAGACGAAUAAAAUAUCUGAAAAAUUGGGGUGCCACAGAAGAACCGUAUGGAAAUGGACGAACAGAAAUUUUGUCAUAGACAAAAAUCGACCUGGGCAACCCAGAAAGGUAUCACCUACUACAAAAAGAAUGAUUAAGAACAGACUUCAUCAGAAAACUGGAAGUUCGCUUCGAAAUUGUGCAAAGGAGUUGAAUCACUCACCACGCUUCAAGAAGAAGUCCAAGAAAAUUGACUUCACAACAGUGCACAAGUAUGUAAAAUCAACGACGUGGGGUCACAAAGCUUAUAAACUAACCAAGGAACCAAUUAUGUCACAAAAAAACAUUGACGAUCGUCUGAAAUUUGGAGCAAUACUCCAAAAAGUGGCCACUUGGGUGAAAAAAAGCAAGCGCAAGACCUGAGGCGUCAUAUCCUUUGGACUGAUGAAUCACCAAUUGAACUAUAUCCAGAAUUGAAUCGGCAAAAUGCAAGAUACAGAACCGAAAAAAAAUCGGAUGUACCAUCGAUGCGUGUCCCGAAAUUUGGCCUGAAAGUUAUGGUUGCAGGAGGUUUUUGUGCGCGAGGAGUGACGCCUCUCCACAUUGUACCAAAAGGGCAAACAAUUAAUGGAAAGUAUUAUAGGGAAAAAGUGUUACCUAUUUACUUUGAUAGUAUGGAAAACAAGGAACUAUUUCCAAAUGAGAGAAAAAUUGUUUUCAUGCAAGAUGGUGCUACAGCUCACACGGCAAAAACAAGUAUGAAGCUAAUUGAAGGGAAAGUUUCAACGGUGUGGAGCAAGGGGGUGUGGCCUGGGAACAGCCCGGAUUUGAAUUCCUUGGAGAACCUAUGGUCCAUACUUAAGGAAAAUGUAUACAAAGAUCCAAAACCUCGGACAAGGGAGGAGUUAAUUACAAAGGUGCAACAAGAGUGGAAUUCUAUUCCAAAAUCAACUUUGGAAACAUUAGCCCAGAGUCUAAAACAGAGAGGUGAGGGAAUGAUUGAGGUCAACGGAGGAAAGAGUAAAUACUAAGGUAUGUCUCAAAAAAAAAUUGGCUUUGGUCAUAGUAACAGUCUUGAAAAACAAUCGUUUUGUUUUUGCAGCCAAAAAGGUGAUCGAAUUAAAUCAACACCCUUUAUGUAUGUAAUUUUAAUUGAUCGCUUAGACAAAUAUGUGUUUUUUGUUGACUGGAUGUAACAUUAAUUUUGUUAGUUUCGUAAGAUUUCAUUACGUUUCGUAACACUCGGUUAUGUCGUGAUCACUUUGUUUAAUUAACGUUUUGCAAAUUAUGGGCACGCAAGUACUUAUUAGUAGUUUCGGAGAAAUUGUAAGUUUCUCAAUUUACUACAAUUCUUGUAAAAAUUACGUGUACCUCGUGCAGCUUCAGGUCUGUUAUAUUUCCGUAUUGGAGUGUGGUAAACUUUUUGAUUUGGACAGGAAACACGCAUGUUUCACCGCUUGAUGGAAAUUCAAUUCAAUGACUUAUGGCAUGAUCUCUGGGAAGUGGUGGCGGGUUUAAUGACUGGUUUACUGCGUAAAUAAUUGAGCCAUGAGCUUUUCUUUAUUUUUUUGUAAAAGCCCAAUUUAAUAGCUAAAGGAUAGUAUAUAACAACCUUUUUGGAAUUGGCUUUGAAGCAUAAACUGGGAUGAAAGUGAAGCACUCGCAAAUCGAGUUUUGCAAAAUUACAAAUCCGUCGUCGGAUUCGAUUCAAACAAGACGUGGAAACAAAAGAAAAUCCAAAACAACAAUCCACCGACACAUAUUGAAGUAUAAGGGUUCCGAAAAAGCGGAAUUUGAAAGGAUUCCACACUCUACGAAGUCUGGUUGUAAUUUUCUUAUAAGCGUUAUCACCAAUCCAUUGGUGAUAAUGAGUAUAACCACUAUUUUAAGCAGAUUAUAACCGAAUUAUAACCAAAUGCUAAUAAACAUUAAACCGGUCUGAUAAUCAGAGGAGGGAUUUUUGGCUCUCGCUCUUAAUUGAGAGUGUGAGUGAGAGGAAAAGAGAGGGAGAGAUUGACAUUUUUGGAGAAAGCGAGAGUGAGAGGUACAGAUAUCGAAGAAAGCGAGAGUGAGAGGUACAGAUAUCGAAGAAAGCGGGAGUGAGAGGUACAGAUAUCGAAGAAAGCGAGAGUGAGAGGAGAGGGAGAGGAGAACAAUUGAAAAAAGUGAGAGGGAGAGGAGAGAGAGAGAAAAAACAUUUGAAAAACACUCAGGUUACCCAAAAAAUCUCACUUUACUCCAAACGUUGUAAAAACUAUUAGAAAUGAUUUUCAGUGAUUCCUGCAACUUUUGGGGUGAGAUUUUUAAAAAAGUGAGAGUGAGAGGUAAAAAGAGGUUUACAUUUUUUUGAAAGGUGAGAGAGAGAGGAGAGGGAGAGGAGAACAAUUUGAAAAAAGUGAGAGGGAGAGGAGAGGGAGAGAAGAAAAAUUUGAAAAAAAGUGAGAGGGACAGGAGAGGGAGAGUCAAAACAAAAGUCCCUCCUCUGCUAAUAAUCCAGUGAUAUACAAACUAGGUGUAUUUUUAUUUCCAUCUGGUUAUUAUCACUACCAAAAACUUAACAACAUUAUCACCUAGAUUGUCACCACCUUGUAAUACAGACGGAAAAUCAACUGGUUACGUUCUGUAUAAAUUUUUGGUGAUAUUUCUUUAUAAUUUUUUUCAUUAUAUUACACAUAUUAAAGUGCAAUUUUGAAAAGUUAUAGCAUUGGGCUUACGGAUCAAAAUCUCAAAACUGCACUUUUCAGAAAAUUAGAGUGGGCGUAAAAAAAUCGUACAGAGGUGAUUGACACAUCAAAAUGCUCAGGAUGACUUGUCCCAACAUAAUAAAAAUAAUAACACCAAGAAAAAAAUUCAUUGAGGUAGUUGAUUUUUGGGUUCAGAGGUUAAAAAAUCGUAACCUUUGACCUUCUCAAUGGAUUUUCAGUGUCCAAGCCUGAUCUGACCACAAAUGCGAUUGACUAUAAUUGUGCAAAAUUCGAACUUGAUAUCUCAAAAAAUGUAUGAUUUAUAACGAUGUGGAUGUGUGGCCGUGACUUAUAAAGGGCAAUGUACUUCAUAAUUUGUUUAUGUUGGUCAACGUCAUCUUGCUUCCCCCAGCGGAAAUCAGCUUGUCAGACAACUUCCCCAUAAUUUUGGUGUUAAUUGUUUCACCCAGAUUCUGGAGUCGUCGAUUCAAAAUAGUCCGGACCUACAGCAAGUGAUCGCGGAUUGUAAUAAUAAAGGGUGCGUUGACCAGAGCGCGUCGACUACAUUGAUAAACGCGUUUGUCGACAUAUUAGUAGAUAUUAAAGGGUACGAAGUCGUAUAAUUAUUUUACAUUACCUUUUGAUUUCCCGAUAAUAAUUUGUAUAAUUUUUGAAACAGUACUGAAAAUAAUAAACUAAAGAUAAAGGUCUUUUGUAUUUUGCUGUUGUAAUUCCUCAGAUCACAAAAAAAGUAUCGAAAGUUCAUAAUUUGACAGAACUAAUAUAUCUUUACGCGAAACAAGUCAAUUUCCGAACGGUUUUGAAAAAUUGAGUUUUUGCUGAAUGAUACUUCUGGCGAAGUCUAAAGUAGUGAAAUUAUUAGAAAAUGACGGAAUUUUGGUAUCGCCUCAAUUCAAUUUCAAUACUAAAAAUCCCAAAACUGGUCAGAAUAUUUGUGUACAUGUUGGGGAACAGUUAUAUUAUCAUUUGAGAAAUGCAGGGUGUGCCGUGUGACCCAGUGUCAGCAAUUACAAUCGUGACAAUAAACUUUUUACAUUUUUCAUGCUCACAUUUCUGAAUUUUAUUUUAUGGCUUAAAAUAACAUAUUUAAGGUUCCAGCAUAAUUAUUAGACUAAAAAAAUGUCCCCGAAUUAAUGGUAAUUAAUUCAGAUUUCUUGUCUAAAAAAUUACUUUGGUACAGCCCCAUGCAAGUGGAUUACCGUAAUUGAUGAUUACAUCUAAAUUAGAUGUAAUCAUCAAUUACGGUAAUCCACUUGCACACACGGACAAAAUAAAUGCUAUCCGCAUAUACUCAAAUUAGAUGAUCUAAUUUGAGUAUAUGCGGAUAGCAUUUAUUUUGUCCUAUCACCUUAUAUUUAAAAAAAAGAAUCAUUUUAUUAUAAAGCUGGCGACUUCUGUUUUUAUAAACAACCUCGAAAAUAUUCAGAGAUCUUCGAUAUAAUUUAGGAAGCUGAAAAAAAUUAAGUGUCUAAAUGCAUGUGAGGUUCGUUCAUCAUUAUUAUGAAAAAAGUUAAGUCCGAAACAGCGUCCGACACAAAGUAAAAAAAAGUUUGAAGUGAAAAAUGAUACUGAACUAACUACGUAUAUGUCCUUCCAAUUAUCUUCCAAUUGGACCAUAAGAAAAAUUUCGCAUUUCCAAAUUUUGCCACACCCCCACAUAUUUGGGUCACACAGUCAGCAGAAGGGUAGACCAAUUUCUAAACAACCCGCUAGGAAUUUUUAAAAAUUCGUCCCUCAAGGUUUUUGGCAAUUCUUGAAAGGGUUUGAUUUGUUUAAUACGACAAACAUGUAGAACCAAUUUUUUUCAGUAAUUCUCAGCGCCAAUGUUAUUAUAGAUAUCGUAAUUUUUACGAAUUUGCAUGCCUCCCUAUUUUUACCCCUUAAACUUAAUCAACUUACGUCUUCAUCUUGAUUCAUAAUAAAGAUUACUGUAGAACAAAUCCGAAACAUCUGCUUGGCUACUUCUAACCCCACAUCAUUGUCAUCACGUUGACGCGCGGCCAUUAACAUUACAGCAAUUUUUUCUCCUUCGUUUUCAGAAUCGAUGAAAAUGGCCUCGUUCCACAUUAUAAUUCCUUUAUUGAAGUCGCAAGGAAAACCACUCAGCUGUUUAUCUUCUUGCCUCAGCCAACUUGGUUCGUCUGGAUUUUCCAAGUAGCGCAGAAGAAAAUUUACGAAUGGGAAUUUUGAGUUGGACCUAUCGAUUACUCCAAAAACAGCGACUUUAGUGUGCAAUUUUUCCUUAAUAUGCUUGAUGGCUUCAAUAUUUGGUAGAAGAGUUCCGCCCUCCGUAGAAACUAUAAGGACAGUUUCGCCCAUUUUUAUACGCAAUAUAAGAUUAUAUUUGGUUAAUAUUGGUUCAAUAAUAUUUGUUGGGGCGGACUAAUAAUGUGGAAAUAUUUUGAAAAUUCUGAAAUGUAUCUCAGAAAUCUCACACUCUUUAUUUUAUUCAGCCAAAUGUUACAGUAAUACAGGAUUUGUGCGUAGUCUCGAAGCCACCUUCCAACUCUCCUCAGUUCACAUUAUUACUUUGUAUAGGAAGGAAUUGAAACUGGUUAAAUGUAUCUUAUAAGUUAAAUAAAUAAGUUGUUUUCUCAUUGCAAGUACACUGCAAAUAAUUUGGUGUAAAUACGGUGUGGUGUAGCCACAUAUGCACACCGCGCGGUAGCAAUCCGGGUAAAUUAACACCGGCGGUGUUGAUAUGUGGCUACACCGCACCGUAUUUACACCAAAUUAUUUGCAGUGUAAAGUGUCUGCAUACAUAUCUGCAUUAAUUUUGGCUAUGGAAGUAGGUAACUAUUUAUAAAAAGAAGAUUAGAGACAAGUGGUUGGUGAGCAUUGCUAGACUCCAAUUCUGCUUAGUCGUUAAAAGAUUAUCACGGGUCAAUUCGCAUGAUCUCAUCACAUGAUUUUAUGCAAUGUUUUAGGUACUAGCAUAUGACUCAUUUUUCUAUAUCUUGAGUCAAGAUUCUUGACAAUAUUGCAGAAAGGCCAAUCUGAGUAUGCUUGAUACACAUCUCUGAAAAUAGUUACACGUUCAAGGUUAUGAGCAGGAACUGGUUUCUUGACAAAACAUUUUGUAUAAAUACAGAAGACGAUAUUUUUACGUGUUCAUUACUGCAGUGAAAUUAUGGUGAUCGUAUGUACAUACAUAGAUAAUGGGUAAAGAAAGUAAAGAUUUUGCUAAACUCACACUAAAUAUCGAUUAGUGGUGAGAGAUGUACAUUUCUUACAUAGUUACAUUUCCACAAAAGAGAAAAUAUUACCUUAUCUUUUGGAAAAGUGAGAAUUUGAAAUAUAAAAUAAAAUAAGUAAAACCAAAACUGCGGUCAGCAGGAAAAAGUUUGGACGUUUGGAAAAAUUGAGGAGACCCAGAGCACAGCCCUAAAAAUUAAAAAAAUAACGAAAAACUCUUUAAAAAAUUUCAAGAAAUUUUGAUACUCAUCUUUUUCAGGGAAUUUUGUGAAAAAAUUAUUUUGAAAAAAUUUUGAUUAAAAGUGCGGAAUUUUUUCAUCCACAUAAUUUUCAUCUGCCAAAUUGUGGCGUUAAAUUUUCUUUUUUUGUGGCAAAAAUUCCUCAUAAUUUUUAUUUAUUUAUAAUUUUCAUUUUUUUAUGUAAAAUUAAAUAUUCCCAAGAACUUAAUGUAUUCCACAUUAAAAAAAAGUUAUGGGUUUCUUUUUUAGCUUUACCUUUUCCCCAUAUUUUGCAAUUCUCCCGAAUAAAAUCCCAAGCUUAACUUUUCCACUGAGGAAAACACUGGUUGGAUUAAGUGACAAUAAUUCUCGUCAAUUACUCCCCACCAAACUAAUUCGACCAAAUUAGGCGUGGAGGUUAAAAUUGUGGCAAAAUCCGUAAAAUCAGGUCCUUUCAAUAGAUCCAUUUUUAUGGUCAGUUUCCUCAAAUAAGUUCCAAUUUCUGAGAAAGCAUUUGCAAUCGUGGGAUGUAGAUUGUCAUCAAUUCCAAUCUGUAGCUCGGUAAUUCUUAGAUAUUCGAUGGAAUCCAAUUUUUCCUCGACUUCGGAUUUCUUCUUGUCCUCGUCCUUCUUAACGAUGGUGCAAAGAGAGAUGUCAAUUCUUCCUCGGGAGGAAAUUGUUCAGCGGACGGCAUCAUUCCAUAGGCUGGAGACGAGACGGGAUUCCAAAAAUUGCCGGAAGGGGAGGAGCGGCAGGAUAUUUUCGAGGAUCUAAUAAAAAUAUGCAUAAUCCUUAAAUUAGUAAAAUUUGAAUAGCAAAUUGAAGGUAUUCGCGUUAUAGCACAUUUUUUUCAAAAAUCUGCAUAUUUUCCCAAAUUUGUGGUAGAUUUUUUUUGAAAAUCAGAGCCUUUUUAUUGCACACAUUGAAAAUUUAAGUUACCAGUGCUCGAUCUGUUUUAGAAGGAUUUCGAAAUUUUAAACCGAUCUGAAAAGUUUAGACGACGGGGAAAAUUGUGAAUUUAAAAAAUAGGACUACAUUUCCAAGAAAAUGGUUAAUGGCUUCUGAGAAAAAACAUUAAAAAAGGGUCUAAUUUAAAAAAAUCUCACUUUUUUUAUAGACAACUUGGAUAUCACAUUUUUCAAGAAUAAGAUUUGCAAACUACGUUAAUACCAAUGUCAACCCUUAAUGAAUAUGCAACUCAAUUGAAAAAAAAAUGAAACGAAAACAUUUUUUUAAUUUCUCCUUUACCAACCCAUUCGAAAGAACUAGUUCUUCAGGACGAAUUACUUCUCCUUCGUUCUCUGCCAUGAUAUAUUUUUCCUCACAACUAACAAGUAAAUGCGUCUGUUCCAGCUGAUAUGUAUGCUGCCGGUUAUGCAUAUUAACUCCUGAGCUUACGUUCAAGUGGGGAGAUUACAUCAUGUCUCAUAAGUCACUCUGAAAUCUGUAAAAUAAACGGUUCCAUGCAAACUACUUAUAUGGAUACAAA